UUCACGGAAAGAGGUACGUUUUGUUGAGCUGUUGUAUGUCGUUGUCUCUAAAAUGGCAGAAGCCAGCAUUUCAGUGGCUCAGGACCAGUUCAGCUGUCCAGUUUGUCUGGAUCUACUGAAGGAUCCAGUGACCAUUCCCUGUGGACACAGUUACUGUAUGGACUGUAUCACAGGCUGCUGGAAUCAAGAUGAUCAGAGGGGAGUUUACAGCUGCCCCCAGUGUAGACAGACCUUCACUCCAAAACCUGCCUUAUGCAAAAAUGUGGUGUUUGCUGAAAUGAUGGAGAAACUGAAGAAGACAAAAUUCCAUUCUGCUGUUCCCGCUCACUGUUAUGCUGGACCUGGAGAUGUGGAGUGUGACAUUUGCACUGGAAAAAAAUGCAAAGCAGUCAAGUCCUGUUUGGUGUGUCUCAACUCCUACUGUCAAAAUCACCUUGAACAACAUGAGGAUUUUUUUAAAGGUAAGAAGCAUAACUUGAUGGAUGCCACUGGACGGCUAAAGGAGAUGAUCUGCUGCAAACAUGAUAAACAAUUAGACAUCUACUGCCGUAUUGACCAGCAGUGCAUUUGUUAUUUGUGUGGAAUGGAUGAACACAAAAACCAUGCCACAGUAACAGCGGCAGAAGAAAGGAUGGAGAAGCAGAAACAGCUGGGAAAGGCAAAGAUUGAGUUCAAGAAGAGAAUCCAGCAGAAGGAGAAAGAGGUUCAGGAGCUGAGAGAGACUGUGGAGUCACACAAGCGCUCUGCACUGGCAGCUGUGAAGGACAGUGAGAAGGUGUUUACUGAGCUGAUCUGCUCCAUUGAGAGAUGCCGCUCUGAGGUGACACAGCUGAUCAGAGAUCAGGAAAAAGCUGCAGUGAGUCGAGCUGAAAGACUCUUGAAGCGACUGGAGCAGGAGAUCAAUGAUCUGAAGAAGAGAGAUGCUGAGCUGGAGCAGCUUUCACACAGAGAUGAUCACAUCCUUUUCCUCCAGAGUUUUCAGUCUUUCUCUGUUCCUCCCAAAUUUACGGAUGUACCCAUCACUUCCUCUUCUCCACUUUCUUUUGAUGAUGUGGCAAAAUCUGUCUCCCUGCUUAGAGAAAAACUUGAGGAUUUCUGCAAACAGGAGAUAGAAAGGAUAUCUGGUAAAGGUGAAGUGCUUGCAAUUUAUUUAUGUUCAAAUAUUAGACUGCAUCAUGUAACAUGUAAAUGUAAUUACAUAAAAUCAUCAAACUUAAAAUCUCUGAUGGUUUCCAUAGUGUCAUAUAUCCAGACAAUUCCCACCCCAGACCCCAAGACCAGGGACGAAUUCUUACAGUAUUCCUGUCAGUUCACUCUGGAUCCAAACACAGUAAAUAAACGCCUUCGUCUGUCUGAAGGGAACAAAACGGCUGCUGACACAGGCACAAUCCAGCAGUAUCCCAAUCAUCCAGAUAGAUUUGAUCAUACUCUUCAGGUGUUGUGUAAAGAGAGUGUGUGUGGACGCUGCUACUGGGAGUUGGAGUGGAGUGGCCAUGGUGUCGCUAUAUCAGUAUCAUAUAAGAACAUCGGGAGAAAGGAAAAAGGGUGUGUGUUUGGAUUCAAUCGCCAGUCAUGGAGUUUGUUCUGUAGUAUGUCGAGUUGCAUAUUUUAUCAUGGUAAAAAACAUAUUAAAUGUUCCAUACCCAGCUGCUUUAAAAUAGGAGUGUAUGUGGAUCACAGUGCAGGGACUCUGUCCUUUUACAACAUCUCUGACACAAUGACCCUCAUCCACAGAGUUCAGACCACAUUCACUCAGCCCCUCUUUCCUGGGUUUUUACUCUCUUUUGGAUCAACUGUAAAAUUGCUCUUGUGAAUAGUGUACUUUUAAAAUGAUUACAUAAUAUAAAAGUAAUGUACUUUUAAAGUUGAUAUAUCAUAUUAACUCUUCCAGUUACACUUGACCCUCUCGCUCUAUUUUAUUUCUAUUUAACUUUUCUUUUUAUUAAAAAAAGGACCCUCUAGCAUUAGAUUUCUCUAUUCUUUUUUCCAUCUCAUUCACUUGUUUUCUUUUUAUUAUAAAAAAUGACCAUAUAUUCUUUCUCUGUUCUUUCAACUUGUUGAUAUGACCCUCACUAGUGUUUUCUAUUCUACUUCUAUUCUAUUUCCUUUUUUUAAUGAAUCAUAAAAUGUCAUAUAAAUUACUGGUGAUCAGAUUUGGUAAAUCAGGUCUAAUGCUGACAUAUAAAUUCUUCGGAAAUGAAUUAAGAAGUGUGUGUCUGUGUGUAUUUAAUAUGGAUCAGUAUAUUGCAAAAAUAUGCUGUGCAUAAAUUGUAUACAGUGCUGCUUGAAAGUUUGCAAACUUGCAUAAAUAUAACAUAAAACAUCAUCAGAUUU
Messenger RNA from Labeo rohita (rohu), 2334 nucleotides. RefSeq names its product finTRIM family, member 64 (gene ftr64). The record is from RefSeq and is a predicted model, not a curated record. Bases 53 to 1813 code for a protein of 586 amino acids. Gene Ontology annotation, molecular function: zinc ion binding; protein binding. The transcript has 5 exons. NCBI's taxonomy places the organism in Eukaryota, Metazoa, Chordata, Actinopteri, Cypriniformes, Cyprinidae.